Messenger RNA from Varroa destructor (honeybee mite), 1845 nucleotides. It is a transcript of the gene Miox, whose product is annotated as Myo-inositol oxygenase. Gene Ontology annotation, cellular component: cytoplasm. NCBI's taxonomy places the organism in Eukaryota, Metazoa, Arthropoda, Arachnida, Mesostigmata, Varroidae. The record is from RefSeq and is a predicted model, not a curated record. Gene Ontology annotation, biological process: inositol catabolic process. Gene Ontology annotation, molecular function: iron ion binding; inositol oxygenase activity.
UUCAUUUCUUUUCGUCAUCUCGUAUUGUACGGAAUUAUGCGACUCGACAUGCGUAUUCAUAUGGUUUACUUCCCUUUGACGGGUAACGGCGCUUGAUUCUUUUCACCUUGGCCGCCCACGGAGGCAGGGAAUGACUGCGAGCCAACACGGUGCUUGCCCUGUGGCCGCCCAUUGCUUACGCUCCUUCUCGCCCAGGGGAAUUGCGUUUUUGGCUUGGCUCCCCUAUUUUGUCGCUUGUCUCGAGCCGGCAGGCUACUGGAUCCCAAGGAAUAGCUCGCUCUUUCCACAACCCGUCGCACCUCCGGAGGGUUUGGUGAGAUCCUCUCCAUGUCCGUCGAGAGUGCGCGGGGCAACCUGACUAUUUAGACCGCGCACAGCCGAUCAGCAAAUCAACAGUCGAAAUAGUGAACUCGAGCUUACGACUUGUUGAGCGAAACUAGUUGACCCAUAACACCUAGUGGGUUGCCGAAACCACGUGAGGUUGACAGGACAUUCAUAGGUUUCUUGAGCUAAGUUCUACAAACUGAGUUUCAGUAUGGGCUUCCCACAAGCCAUGGAGCAGCCGCAGCUGCUGUAUCAUAUUGAUCCCUCAUUGCAAUACCGGCCCGAUGUCAACCCGAAUCAGUACAGGAAAUACACAAUCAACACUGAAGAUCCGGUUCAGAAGCGAGUCUUCGAGACCUACUUGAAGAUGCACACGUACCAGACGGUGGAUUUUGUCAUGAAAAAGCGUGAGGAAUACGGCCGUUUCGAUAAGAUCCGUAUGCCCGUUAUGAAAGCACUGGAGAAGCUGAAUGAUUUAAUUGACGAGAGUGAUCCCGACGUCGAUAUGCCGAACAUCGUUCACGCCUUCCAGACCGCCGAAGAGAUCCGCGCUAAGCAUCCAGAGCAGGACUGGUUCCACCUUACCGGCCUAAUUCACGACCUUGGCAAGGUGAUGGCGUUCUUCGAUGAACCACAGUGGGCGGUCGUGGGGGACACAUUCCCAGUCGGGUGCCAGUUUGCGAAGUCAAUCGUCUACCGGGACUUUACUUUUAUCCUUAACCCGGACAGCGAGAACGAGAAGUACAACACCCCAUUGGGCAUGUACCAACGCAACUGCGGUCUGGAAAACGUUCUAAUGUCGUGGGGACAUGACGAGUACAUGCACAUGGUUCUCAGAAAUCAUCCCCGAUGCACUCUGCCCGAAGAAGCCUUCUACGUUAUCCGGUUCCACUCCUUUUACCCUUGCCACACUAGCGGUGACUACGACUAUUUGUUGACUGACAAGGACCGUGAAAUGCUCAAGUGGGUCCGUGAAUUCAACAGAUUUGACCUUUACACCAAAACCGAUAAUGUACCAAAUAUCGAUGAGCUGAUGCCAUACUACCAGGGGCUCAUCGAUAAGUACAUCCCGGGCGAGGUGGCCUUCUAAGCUGGACUCGAGGAUGAUAUCGACGUAUGUCUGUGUACACAGCUGCGUACGCCUCAAAUGAACGCGAAAGGACAACACGGUGUGGGCAAGGAAACAGUACAAACUACCCGGCGAAGUAAAGCAUCAGCGCUACACGACGCAGCUGGCCUAGUUUGGCCUCGGGACUCCACCUUGGACAGUCGCGUUUGCGAUAAUAUCCGGUUGUGUUAGCCCUAUCUUGCCUGAUAAUGUACAUACAGUUAAAAUAGGAACGCCACUACUGCCUGUUACACUUAUCCGUUAUAUAGAAUUUGUGUAUAUACAGUUAUAUAUGGAGAAAGACACUUCUGAGCCUGUUUUAAGGCGGAUGGCCUUUGAUAUGCCAGUAGUACGAUAAGCAAUGCGGGUGAUUAAUAAAACAAAAUGCGUUUCAGUGAAAAUUAGACAACCGA